Messenger RNA from Synchiropus splendidus (mandarinfish), 1292 nucleotides. It is a transcript of the gene hoxa4a, whose product is annotated as homeobox A4a. Gene Ontology annotation, molecular function: DNA-binding transcription factor activity, RNA polymerase II-specific; RNA polymerase II cis-regulatory region sequence-specific DNA binding. Gene Ontology annotation, biological process: embryonic skeletal system morphogenesis; anterior/posterior pattern specification; regulation of transcription by RNA polymerase II. Bases 45 to 785 code for a protein of 246 amino acids. NCBI's taxonomy places the organism in Eukaryota, Metazoa, Chordata, Actinopteri, Syngnathiformes, Callionymidae. Gene Ontology annotation, cellular component: nucleus. The record is from RefSeq and is a predicted model, not a curated record. The transcript has 2 exons.
ACGACAGCGCGAUAAAAAUUAGUAUUGUUGCACUUCACAAAUUAAUGACCAUGAGUUCCUACUUGAUAAACUCCAACUACAUCGAGCCUUCCUUCCCGCCGUGCGACGAGUACCAGCAGGGCGGGUACGAGUACUACGAGCGGCCCAAAGAGCCGGGCUUCCCUCACCACCACGAUGAUGCCUCCUAUCCGAGGUCAAACUACACCGAGUCCGGCUACGACUACGGACACGAGGACUUCAGCGACGGGCACCACACGCAGCCGCAGCCGGUCCCGGCUCCUCCACAGCAGCAGCAGCAGCAGCAGGCGCAGACGCUCCACGGGGCUCGGCUCUCCGCGGGCCCGGACGGUGGCGCUGGAGCGGCGGCCAGCAAAGACUGCAGCCUCGCCGGGGAGCUGUAUCCCGGCUUGGCGAAGGGCAAGGAGCCGGUGGUUUACCCGUGGAUGAAGAAGGUCCACGUGAGCUCGGUCAACGCCAGCUACAACGGCGGCGUCCCCAAGCGCUCCCGCACCGCCUACACCCGCCAGCAGGCCCUGGAGCUGGAGAAGGAGUUCCACUUCAACCGCUACCUGACCCGCCGCCGGCGCGUGGAGAUCGCUCACACCAUGUGCCUGUCUGAGCGGCAGGUCAAGAUCUGGUUCCAGAACCGCCGGAUGAAGUGGAAGAAGGAGCACAAGCUGCCCAACACUAAGAUCCGCUCCUCCAGCUCAGCUUCAUCGUCGUCGUCGUCGGGGGUCAAAACAGGGCAGCAGCUCGUCCCCACGCCGUGCACCACCGCGCUAUAGUCCCCCCCCCAGCACCCCCACUGCCGUUCAAACCAGACUGAGAAGUGGAUAUCAUGGACCCAAAUCUCAACAUUUGAAGGAGUCUGCCAUCUUGUCGCCUCCCUCUUCUUCUUCAUAUAAGCUUGAAACCACCAACAGUCCCCGCCGUUCAAGUGUUGAUAUAUUUGUUUACGCAGGACUCGGAUCAGUUAAAGUGCGAGAGGUAAACCUCUUUUUUAUUUUCUAUCUCAUGGAGAGUGCUAAUAUACUUGAAAGAUUUUGGAUAUUUGGCAUAACAGUGUAGUCUGCGUGUGUGUUCGAGUACUGCGUGUAGGACAUAUGUGAUGUACAUAAGGAUCAUAACGAAGGCACAAUGAAGGAGGAGACAUUUCACGGUAGACUUUAGUUUGUGGUAGUUUCUUUGUGCUAGUGCGUCAUGUUUGUUGUGAUGUUCUAAACUGUGAAUACGUGUCGUCGCUGUGUCGUGGUAGAGUAGACCAAACGUGUCUCUGUGGAAAUAAAUAUUCA